Molecule: messenger RNA, 1199 nt
Organism: Cicer arietinum (chickpea)
Lineage: Eukaryota; Viridiplantae; Streptophyta; Magnoliopsida; Fabales; Fabaceae
Product: (+)-neomenthol dehydrogenase
Cellular component (GO): membrane
Molecular function (GO): oxidoreductase activity, acting on the CH-OH group of donors, NAD or NADP as acceptor
Source: RefSeq, a predicted model, not a curated record
GUUCAACGUUGCACUAUCCCAUACUCCAAACAAUGCUACUUUCAAUUUAGCUUCAUUGCUGUUAUAUCCACAACUAUACAAACAUGGGUCACAAAGAAAAGUCACGAAAAGACAAGAGAUUGCAAGAGAUUUCCCUUUUGAGAACAAUUCCUUAUUCUGAUCACCAGAGGUGGUGGUCGAAGGAAACUAUUGCUGUGGUUACCGGUGGAAACAGAGGAAUUGGGUUUGAGAUUUCAAGACAACUUGCGGAUCAUGGAGUUACUGUUGUAUUGACAUCAAGAGAUGCUAGUGUUGGUGUUGAAUCAAUUAAGGUGUUGCAAGAAGGUGGUUUGGAUGUGGAUUGUCAUCAACUAGAUAUAUUAGAUUCUUCAUCAAUUAAUGAAUUUGCUGAGUGGUUGAAGGAAAAAUACGGUGGCCUAGAUAUUCUGGUAAAUAAUGCUGGUGUUAAUUCCAAUACGGGGUCUGAUAUCUCAGUUGAAAAUGCUCGUAAGGUUAUGGAAACAAAUUAUUAUGGAACCAAGAGAAUGAUUGAAGCUAUGAUGCCAUUGAUGAAACCAUCUGCUGCUGGUGCUCGUAUUGUAAAUGUGAGUUCACGUUUGGGUCGAUUAAACGGCAAACGAAAUAGAAUAGAAAAUGAGGAUAUGAGGGAGAAACUAAGUGAUGUGGAAUCUCUUUCAGAGGAAUUAAUUGAUGAAACAAUAUCAACAUUUCUACAACAAGUAGAAGAUGGAAGUUGGAAAUCAGGAGGAUGGCCUCAAACAUAUACUGAUUACUCUGUAUCAAAACUUGCAGUUAAUACAUAUACAAGGUAUAUGGCAAGGAAGCUUUCUGAUAAGCCAGAUGGUCAAAAGAUUUAUAUUAAUUGUUAUUGUCCUGGUUGGGUCAAAACUGCACUAACAGGUUAUGCAGGAAGUGUUACAGUUGAACAAGGUGCUGAUACUGGUGUUUGGAUUGCCCUUGUUCCUGAUCAAGCUAUUACAGGGAAGUUUUUUGCAGAAAGAAAAGAGAUUAACUUUUAAUUUUUAAUUAAGCACACUAUGUAUGGUUUUGUAUAAUUAAACUAAUUGCAGAGGAAAACAAACUUAUAUAACUUUAGUUCCUUCUGGUUUAUAUAUAUGGUUCAGAUAUAUUAUGACAAAUGGUCAUAUCAUGUUAUAUAACUCAAUAUUCUUUUUGUUGUGAGUUAAUUAUUGGAGCUU